AUCUCCCAUGAGUCCUUUCCCCGUAUGAUGCACUACAACUCCCACAAUUCUGCGCCAGCCCUGUGAUUUUAUCUAGCUUGCAAGUGACCUAUAUUGAAACAUACACUGCACCGCGAAGUAUUGAGUUUCAGAGGCGCAGCUAUCAUACUUCGGGAUCACUUUACAAACUCCCUUCCUUUCCGGUUGUGUUGCACUGCAAAGGAGAAAGAAAGCAGCCAAAAUGAUGCAAAUGUAUUUCUACUUCUCCGACAAGGUGGUACUUUUGUUUGACUUCUGGAAUGUCCGCACCCCUGCAGGGAUGGUGCUCUCGGUGCUGGUGGUUCUGCUAUUAGCGAUGUUGUACGAAGCCAUCAAGAUCAGCAAAACCAAACUCCUUCGCCAGACGAUACUGGCCAUCCCCACCACCCUCAGUCAGGAGUCACUCAGGGAGCCGGAGACAGGGUCUAUCAACUCAAACGUGGGUCAGCAAAACACCACCUCAAAAAGGUGGUUUCUUUACCACAUCAGCCAGAGCCUGCUCCACGUGGCCCAGGUGGUGAUCGGUUACCUGGUGAUGCUGGUGGUGAUGUCCUACAACACUUGGAUCUUCCUGGGGGUGAUCGUGGGUGCCGCCCUGGGUUACUACCUGGCUUACCCGGUGUUCACCGCCAGAUAGCGGUGGCCUGCUGCACGCCAGGGCGCUGCAGAGCAGAAGAGGGCGACGUCUGCAAUGGGAGGAGGACUAAGGAGGCUCCACUAGAGAAAAUGCUUGUGCAAGGCUUGGCCAGGAGCUGGCGGGAGUUAAUCCCCAGGCAAUGGGGGACUCCCCCCAUCCCCCCACCCUGCGGGGAUUGAGUUCCUUCCUUUUAAACCUAGCGUGGUCUCCACUUCUAUACAGUUAUCCAUUUGCAAGCUCACUUUUGGACCCAUCCUGGCCCAGCAGGGCACGGCCCCGCAAGGCGCUAAACUGGGCCGCGUGGUGCGAACCGGGCUGAUGAGCAGCUCAGCCUUACAGCUGCCACCUCCAAUGACUUUGAACCCACCCUCAGUUCUCCUUCAGGAAGCCCAGGAGCCUUUCCCUGCUGACUGGAGGAGCAAGGGGGCUUGGGCGGUGGGCACUGCCACCCUCGCCUGGGGACUGACAGAGCAGGCGGACGUGUUACAGGCUACGUCCGUCAGCGGGUGCUGGAGGGGUGGGAACGCCAGGGGAUAGAUUGGGGUUAUUUUACCCUCCCUCACGGGUUGUUCAUGUUCCUGGCUGGCCCCCCUAGCGGCUCUGUUCCCCUCGCCCUGCUGCUUGUGGGCAGGAGGAAGCUAACCCUCAAUGGGCUCAUGCUGGUCUCUGACCCUAAGGGGACGCGCCAACAGAGCAAAGCCGUACGGCAGCUCCCUGUCUCAGCACCCUCUGGGUGGACAGGGAUUGACCACCCUCCUGCGGCUGGAGCAUAAGGGAGUCAGGCACUUGGUUUAACCGUCUUGCGUGUGCAAUGGCUCGGUUGCUUUGGAAACCAGGAUGCACCAGGGGCUGGUGUGUCUCCCAGGAUCCUGCUGUACUUCAUGCCAAGAGAAGGGCCAGUUUUAAUAAAGCUAAUUGCUUGACUACUUGUGUGUGUGUGUGUGUGUGUGUGUGCACCUGAUUGUGGUACCAGGGCUGGGAGAAGCAGCUGGCCUCUCAUAAGGCUGAAAGAUAAUGUGUAAAUAGAUGGUGCUGAUCAAACAUUAGGCUCCCCAAUGGCCAUCUGUUCCCCAGUGGCAAGGGACUGCUCCGAAAGCUGCAAGGGAGGCAGUCGAGCAAACAAA
This is a messenger RNA of Mauremys reevesii (Reeves's turtle), 1779 nucleotides long. It is a transcript of the gene SLC31A2, whose product is annotated as solute carrier family 31 member 2. NCBI's taxonomy places the organism in Eukaryota, Metazoa, Chordata, Testudines, Geoemydidae. The transcript has 4 exons. The coding region runs from base 221 to 655 and encodes 144 amino acids. Gene Ontology annotation, cellular component: membrane. Gene Ontology annotation, molecular function: copper ion transmembrane transporter activity. Gene Ontology annotation, biological process: copper ion transmembrane transport. The record is from RefSeq and is a predicted model, not a curated record.